Messenger RNA from Cucurbita maxima (winter squash), 1577 nucleotides. Its product is annotated as histone-lysine N-methyltransferase setd3. The coding region runs from base 54 to 1502 and encodes 482 amino acids. The transcript has 6 exons. Gene Ontology annotation, biological process: peptidyl-lysine monomethylation. The record is from RefSeq and is a predicted model, not a curated record. Gene Ontology annotation, molecular function: protein-lysine N-methyltransferase activity; protein binding. Lineage: Eukaryota; Viridiplantae; Streptophyta; Magnoliopsida; Cucurbitales; Cucurbitaceae.
UCCGGUUUUGUACACAGUAAGACACCGGAGGAAAGCAUUGUUGAGAGCAAAACAUGGCGGCUUCGAGGAUAGCAGUGGCUUCCGUAUCGUUAACCCAUUUCCGGCCACUCUCAUCCGCCUCCAUGGCCUCUGUUUCUCCUUCUUUGUCCUCCAGGCUGGUUCCACAACCACCGGACCUUAUCAAGUGGGUCCGCAGAGAAGGCGGAUUCGUCCACCAGUCUCUCAAGAUUGCUCAAGAUGGCGAUACUGGCCUUGGACUUCUUGCUUCUGACCACAUCCCGAAAGGUUCCGAACUCAUUGUUCUUCCUCACAAUCUUCCACUACGGUUUGAUUCGCCGGAAGCUGGCGAUACUGAGGAGGCUGACUCCGUUCUUGUCAAUUUGGCUCGCCAAGUUCCUGAGGAACUUUGGUCCAUGAAAUUGGGUUUGAAGCUUCUGAAAGAAAGGGCAAAAGUUGGAUCCUUCUGGUGGCCGUAUAUUGGCAAUCUCCCUGAAGUUUUCAGUGUUCCCAUAUUUUUUCCUGGAGAUGACAUAAAGAACUUGCAGUAUGCUCCUCUUCUUCAUCAGGUAAACAAAAGGUGUCGCUUCCUCCUUGAUUUUGAGAAAGAAGUUAAACGUACUCUUGAUAGCGUAAAGCCCGAAGAUCACCCUUUUGGUGGCCAAACUGUAGAUGCAUCAUCUCUUGGAUGGGCAAUGGCAGCAGUCUCAUCAAGGGCAUUUCGUUUAUAUGGUAAAAAUCUUACGGUUGGUACUACUAACAGUGUCCCCAUGAUGCUCCCUCUCAUUGAUAUGUGCAACCAUAGCUUUAAUUCAAAUGCACGUAUAGUCCAGGAACAAGAUGCAGGAUCCAUGAAGUUGAAAGUGAAGGUUGUAGCAGAGACUGAAAUUGAAGGAAACGUUCCUCUAACACUAAAUUAUGGCUGUCUGGACAAUGACCUCUUCCUGCUUGAUUAUGGAUUUGUGAUAGCAUCAAAUCAAUACGAUCAUAUUGAGCUCAAAUACGAUGAAGCUCUCUUAGAGGCUGCUAGCACUGUUGCUGGGAUUUCUUCAGAAAAUUUUUCUUCCCCUUCUCCAUGGCAAAAACUUGUCUUAACCAAGUUAAGUCUACAUGGCGAAGCUGCUCUUCUUAAGGUGUGCAUCGGUGGUCCAGAAAUAAUUGAUGGCCGCUUAUUGGCUGCUUUAAGAGUGCUUCUCUCGGUUGAUGAAGAAAUAGUACAGAAACAUGACUUGGACGUGCUCAAAUCUUUGUCAGCUGAAGCACCUCUUGGUGUUGCAAACGAAAUAGCAACAUUACGUACGAUAAUCGCUUUAUGUGUGAUUGCAUUGGGACACUUCCCAACCAAGAUAAUGGAGGACGAAGCGCUUUUGAAGAAGUGCGAAAGAGAAUCAUCGAAAUUGGCAAUUCAGUUCAGAAUUCAAAAGAAAUCAGUUAUCAUAGAUGUGAUGAGCAACCUAACAAGAAGAGUGAAGCUGCUUCAAUCUAAGGCGGUCUCUCAGGGUUGAAAAUGAUGGCAAAGCGAAACAAAAGAAAAACUUCGAUGGUGAAGAAUUUAAACGAAUCGGUUGGAGUUGAAGUCA